UGGGUUGGAACGGUGAAAAAGAGGGACACAAAUUGCCAAAUCAAUUAAAAAAAAGAUUAAAUCAGAGCUAAAUCAAGAAACGUCGUCCUGGUGGAAGAAAGUACUGCCUAAGAACAGAAAUGAACGGCGUUGGUGGCUUCAGUACCCCACCACCGCCACCGCACGCAGCAGUGCAUCCGGCGGUUCAACCGCUAUCGUUUCUGCUGGGGACAUGGAGAGGGGAAGGACAAGGUAAGUAUCCUACCAUCAAUUCCUUUACCUAUGCCGAAGAGCUCCAUUUCUCGCAUUCUCCAGCCAAGCCUGUGAUUGCUUAUACUCAAAAGACUUGGAAUCCCAGCUCCGGCCAGCCCAUGCAUGCCGAGAGCGGCUUCUGGCGACCCAAUCCUGUCGAUGGUACUCUCCAAGUUGUAAUAGCUCAGAGCACCGGCCUUCUUGAACUUCAGAAAGGGACAUUCAGUGCGGAAGAUAACGUGAUAAAGCUUCAGAGUGAGCUUGUGGGGAAUGCUUCUAAGGUGAAGGAGAUCACUCGAAUCUUUGAGUUGGUUAACGGCGAGUUGACAUAUGUGGUUCAAAUGGCAACCAAUAUUACUGCCCUUGAACCACAUCUGAAAGCUGUACUGAAGAAGCUCUGAUGGUAUCUUCAAGAUGGUGAAAGGAGAUCGUGAUCAUAUUAUAUGACCCGCUUAUUUUUAAUGUUUCUUGCGGCAUUAUCACUGAGAACCACAAUGCAUGGAUUUCAGUUCCAAUCCAAAGAUGUAUAUGGUUCUACCAUGCCUUUCUUUGUUUCCACCAUCAUCUCUCUGUUACUCCAUUGUGAUCUGUAGUUUGAAGAAUUCGUAGUAUUUACUUGAAAUCAAUGUGAUUGAAAUAUAUGUUGCUUACAUCCA
This is a messenger RNA of Tripterygium wilfordii, 887 nucleotides long. Its product is annotated as UPF0678 fatty acid-binding protein-like protein At1g79260. The record is from RefSeq and is a predicted model, not a curated record. NCBI's taxonomy places the organism in Eukaryota, Viridiplantae, Streptophyta, Magnoliopsida, Celastrales, Celastraceae. Bases 120 to 632 code for a protein of 170 amino acids. The transcript is spliced from 4 exons.